GCGGAGAAGUAGGUGCUUUGAUCGUCCAGGUCGAGGUGAGGUAGACCGCGGGGCUCAUGCGAGCUGGGCCAGAGAGAGGACGAGUAGUGGGAGGAGGCUCAGAGGACUCUGUGCGAGAGAAAGGGGUUGGACUGUGGGCAUGGUAGCGGGAGACUUUCCAUCAGGCUGCAGAUCUGAUGUUCGAUUUUGCCAGGCGGUAGUCCAUCCGUUUUGACUGCUUCAGAAAGCAACAAGAGCCAUAUCCGUCCGAUUGGCUACAACGCAGUCAAAAGUUGCCCUUGCGCCGAGCUGUUGGUUGACCGUAGGGCAACGGCAAUUGCAGUCUGGACUAUCAAACACGCUGUCCUUCGUUCGCGGAAGAUUUACCCGUGCGGACCUCUGUUCGUCGAUCUCGUCAAUCUAAUAAUUCUUACGCCAGGAAAAAUGUGAUUUCAGCGCGUGCUUACGCGUGUGUGCAUCUGUGUGCAUGCUUGUGCUCGUUGGCGCGUGUGGGUGCGCACGUGAGCGCGUGCGCCGGUGCUAGCAUUGUGCGCUUAGCACGUGUUCAAAGACAAAGAUAUCUAGCGAAGAGAGAGAGAGAGAGAGAGAGAGAGAGAGAGAGAGAGAGAGAGAGAGAGAGAGAGAGGUUUUGCUGUGAAGCGUUGGAGGUACAACAGCGGAAAUGGGCUCCCGACUACGGGAUAUGAUACGAGCGGUGCGGGCUUGUAAAACGGCAGCUGAGGAGCGGGCGGUGAUUGCCAAGGAGUGUGCGGCCUUGCGAACGGCUUUUAAAGAGCAGGAGAGCGACAACAGACAUCGAAAUGUUGCGAAGCUUAUGUUCAUCCACAUGCUGGGGUACCCGACUCAUUUUGGUCAGAUGGAGUGUCUCAAGCUGAUCGCUGCUGCUAGUUUUCCAGAAAAACGUAUUGGUUAUCUCGGAUUGAUGCUGUUGCUGGAUGAGCGGCAGGAGGUUCUUAUGCUCGUAACCAACUCCCUGAAGAAUGAUCUGAACCAUUCGAAUCAGUACAUUGUGGGCCUUGCACUCUGCGCCAUGGGGAACAUAUGCUCAGCUGAGAUGGCGCGUGAUCUUGCCCCUGAGGUGGAAAAGUUGUUGUCGAACAGCAACUCCUAUAUCAGGAAGAAGGCAGCCCUUUGUGCAAUCCGUAUACUAAGGAAGGUUCCAGAGAUGGUAGAGUUCCUGCUGGGCCCAGCGACAGGCCUGCUGUCCGACAGGCACCACGGAGUACUUAUUGCUGGUAUCAGCCUUGCAAUUGUUCUGUGUAAUUCCAGUCCAGUUGCGUUGGAGCAUUACCGUAAGCAAACACCAACUUUGGUCCGCAUUCUCAAGAGCCUGGUUAUCAGUGGCUAUGCUCCAGAGUAUGACGUUGCUGGAAUCACAGAUCCGUUUUUGCAAGUGAAAGUAUUGCGACUACUGCGGCUGGUUGGCAAAGGCGAUGCAGAAUCAAGCGAUCUCAUGAGUGAUAUAUUAGCACAGGUGGCGACAAAUACCGAGUCGAAUAAGAAUGCAGGAAAUGCCAUUUUAUACGAGUGUGUACAGACUAUAAUGGCUGUGGAGUCGAUAUCCGGACUGAGGGUACUGGCUAUCAAUAUUCUGGGCCGAUUCCUCGGCAAUAGGGACAACAACAUACGGUAUGUUGCAUUGAACACAUUGGUUAAAGUGGUUGCAGUUGACACACAAGCUGUUCAACGUCAUCGACAAACUAUUGUCGAGUGUGUGAAGGAUUCUGAUGUAUCUAUACGUAGGCGUGCGCUCGAGCUGGUCUAUGCGUUGGUGAAUGAGCACAAUGUGAAGACAUUGACAAAGGAGCUGCUGGAGUAUCUGAAAGUGAGCGAUUUGGAAUUCAAGUCGGAUCUGACAUCUAAAAUAUCUUCCCUGGUCCAGAGGUUUGCUCCUAGUAAGCAGUGGCAUAUUGACACUAUGAUUCGUGUAAUGAGUGAGGCCGGGCCAUAUGUGAAAGAUGAGGUUUGCCGAUCUCUUGUGGUGCUCAUUAUGAAUGCUCCUGAACUUCAAGGCUACACGGUGCGAUCCCUGUAUCGUGCAUUUCAAACGGCAUACAAGGGGCAGGAGAGCUUAGCAAAUGUAACGAUGUGGGCGCUUGGAGAAUAUGGUGAAAUGCUUGUGUGUGGUGCGGGGGAACUGGAAGGGGAAGAGCCAACGACGGUGACAGAGUCAGAUAUUGUGGAUACAUUGGAGAACGUGCUCAAGGAUGUGCGAUCAAGCAAUGCGACGAAGGGAUAUGCCUUGGUGUCGCUACUUAAGCUCAGUGCACGCUUCGCGGCUCUUGCCCCGAGAUGCAAAGCACUGAUUGCGCAAUACAAAGGCAGCUUGGUAUUAGAGCUUCAGCAAAGAUCGUGUGAAUUCCACGGCAUUCUGGCGAAACACAGCAACCUCAAAGUACACCUUGCAGACAAGAUGCCAGCACUAGACGAGACAACUUACAGAGCAAAAGGAACAGAUGUUUCUGGCCAGAGAGGGCCAGCAUCAAAUCCCACCUCGCCGACAACUGCUCAUGCGAACGGUCCGUCCACAAGUUCAGCUCAGAAUAAUAUGCUGGCCGAUUUGUUGGAUCUGAGUGUGGACGACACACCUGCAGCUCCUCAAUCACAGUCGGCAGGUAAUAUGCUGCUUGAUCUUCUGUCUGCACCUGUGCCAACUGCCUUCACAUCACCAGCACCUACAACAGGAGGAGCAGACAUGUUGUUGGAUCUUCUUUCGAUGCCUGUGGAUGCGACACCUCCCGCUGCUGCUGUGACUGCUUUACCAACAGCUCUAUCAAAGCCUGUGGCACCACCACCAAUUACCCUACCGAAGUCGGCAUCGGUUCUGCCAAGCUCUGCCAGCGUGGCAAACGGGGUCACCUCAGCUCCAUCGGUGGCGCCAUUGGCUCCAUUGAUAUCCGUCGGACCAAGCACAUCUUCGCCAACCAAGCUUAAAGACCCCUUGGAAGGUAUCUUACAGGAUCUCUUAAAGUCGUCAGCAUCUGACGUCAGCAAAUCAGCCUCUGCACCAUUGCCGGUGUUGUUGUCGGCCUCCACACCGUUGUCCAGCUCCAUGCCUUUGUCUGGCUCCAUGCCGUUGCCGGGCACCUUAUCGUUGUCAGGUUCCCUGCUCUCGUCGGGUUCUUUGCCGAUGCCGGGCUCCAUAGCGGUGUCGAGCUCCUCGUCGCUGUCCAGCUCAAUGCCGUUGUCGGGCUCCUUGGCAUUGUCGGGCUCCUUGUCGGGCUCCUUGCCGUUGUCAGGCUCCAUGUCAAUGUCAGGCUCCAUGCCGAUGUCGGGUUCCUUGCCUUUGUCUGCAUCAGCGCCGUUGCAAGCAGCAGUGCCAUUGUCGACAGCAGCCCCAUUGUUAGCGGCAAUGUCGGCAACAUCUCCUCUGGUCGGUGGGUUGAGCAUUCUGGGAAAUCUGGGUUCAUCCACGCUGCCAGCGGUGCCAGCUCCCUUUCCCGGGAUGGCUUUUAAGCCUGGCUUCAUGCCAGCAGGCUACCCAUCCAUAGUUGCACUUGAGACAAGCGGCGGGCUGAAAGUGGUGUUCGAUUUCAUAAAGCCACCUGGGAAUCCCCAGACGACAAUCAUUUGGAUGACGACAACGAAUUCCUCAAACAAUCCUUUCACAGAGUUUGUCUUCCAAGUUGCUGUGCCAAAGUUCAUGCAGCUCCAAUUAGACCCACCAAGCGGCAGCAGUCUUCCGCCCAACAACGGUGGAAACAUCACGCAGAAAGUCACAGUUACAAACAGCCAACAUGGACAGGCCAGGCAAGGGGAAGAUGGAAACUGUGAAGAGGAGCAUAGAGAGUUAGAUGGGCAGAGAGGUAGAGAUGCAAGCGAUGUGGAGAUGGCAAAAGAGUGGUCAGAUGAUUUGGUGGCAUCAUGUGCUGGGAUGAAUUCAUAGGGAAAAUUGGAUUCAUUUUUUUCGCAUUGAAUUUAUGUUGACACCCGGGAUAAGGCCGGAACUGUAGGGAAUCGACUGAGUAAGAAAGUCGUGAAACCAGGGCAGUCGGUUAGUGUGUAGGGUUUUAAUAUGCAUUUGUGAGCUGUUGCUAGGAGAGUCGUUGAUCAGGUCAUGGGCAAUUCAGAAGCCUUUCUUUCUUUCUUUCUUUCUUUCUUUCUUUCUUUCUGUUUUCUUUUUUCUUUUUCACUAUUCCUUUCUUUUUGAUACGUCGGCAUCGUUGCGUUCUCGGAAGUUUGCGCUUUCAAGUUACGUUAGUUACUCUCUGUGACAUGGUGGGUCAGCGAUUAGGUCUUUAAGAAAAACAGUGUUUCAAGCUAGUUGGCUAGUUAGUUACUCUCCGUGAUAUGGUGGUUCAGCUAUUUGAACGCGUAGACAGACCUUCGGGUGGGCAAGACAGCAGCUAUUAUGUACGUGGAUGCGCAAGGGGGGGACGAUAUCAAGGUCGGUAGACAGACCUUAGGGUGGGCAAGCAGCUAUGCACGUGGACGUGCAAGUGUGCAAGGGGACGAUACCAAGGUCGGAAGAUAGAUCACUACGACGGCCAGAGGAAUUCAGUGCCCAUUUGAAUGGGUAGACAGACCUUGUUAUGCGGUGGGCAUACAUUAUUGCGCUGAUCAGAGUUAUUCGGUGGCCAUUGGAGAGGCUGGGGCAUUCAUUACCUUGUUGUAUACUAAGGUACAGCCAGCUGGAUAUACAUGUGUUAUGUCGGCAAUUAUCGUCGUAACUUGUGGAGGGUUGAGCCCGUUCGCGUAUAGUACGAGGGGGGGAUGUCAGGAACGUAACGAGGAGGGGCUGGGGAGAGCGAGGUACUGGGUGUAAGAUGAUGGACGUUGCUCAGUGUCUCCGCAAUGGGGGCAGCAACCAAGAAAGACAUUGGCAUAUUACUCUGCUGACUUCAACCAGAAUUCGCCUGCAGGGUAGGUAGGUAUAUACGGCACAACAGUCUAUGUGUGAUGUACCCGCCCAUACACGUGGGCCUUUCAACAGCUUUUGACGCAAAGUUCUGUCGUUUCCUUGCGCAAUCCCGAGGUGCGGAAUCGCAAAUGGUUUUAGAGGAUAUUGAAGCAAGGUAAACAGAGAUAUCAUUACUUGGGAAUAUCAUAUCUGAAUCUAUCAAACACACAAUAAGGCAGACCGGACUUGAUCUUCUACUACAAAUUCAGUUUGCCCGCCCGGGUUCACUAUAAUAAUACGACACUACAUAACAAACAAAGGUAUCUAUC
Chara braunii is the source of this 5169-nucleotide messenger RNA. The record is from the annotation of a GenBank genome assembly. NCBI's taxonomy places the organism in Eukaryota, Viridiplantae, Streptophyta, Charophyceae, Charales, Characeae.